Molecule: messenger RNA, 2797 nt
Organism: Paramuricea clavata
Lineage: Eukaryota; Metazoa; Cnidaria; Anthozoa; Malacalcyonacea; Plexauridae
Source: the annotation of a GenBank genome assembly
AUGAGCUACCGUCUACUUCGCGAAAAGUACGAGGAUGUAUUUUCCCAAUUGGAAAUUAUGAUUCGGAAUUUACCUGAGGAUGAUGAGAAAGGUAGAGCAGAUAUUUUGAAACUCAAAAAACGAUUUGAUCUUUUUCUUUUUGAAUUAGCGGCCGUAGGGUUUAAUGCGUCUCGUUACGAUAUAAAUGUCAUUCGCAAGUCAUUCUUUAAGAUACUCCAAAGUGUCGAGUCAGAGGAAGAUUUAGAACCAAACGGAAUUGAUUUCGUAGUGAAACGGAAUAACGCAUACAUGUGCUUGAAAACAGCGCGUUUGAAAUUCGUAGAUAUUUGCAACUACCUUGCGCCGGGAUAUAGCUACGCUGACUUUUUAAAAGCGUACGGUUGCAGUGCUCAAAAAGGCUUUUUUCCGUAUGAGUGGUUUGACAAUGUUAAAAAGUUAGAGUUUGACCGGCUUCCUCCGCACGAGGCAUUUUCCAGCGCUUUAAAAAACGCUAACAUCACUGUAGAAGAAUACCAGUUCUGCUCUGAGAUAUAUAUGGUGCGAUAAAAAUAUGGAAAGUUUUCGCGACUAUCUGUUUGGUACAACAAUCUUGACGUUGAACCAUUUGUUGAAGCCAUAGAAAAAAUGUUCGAGUUCGACCAGGCAAAAGGAUUAGAUUUAUUUAAAGACGGAAUUUCUGUACCAGGUUUGGUAAUGAAAUAUAUGUUUUCUGGAUUAGAACACAACACGUUUUUCAGUUUAUUUCGGGAACAGGAUAAGGACUUAUACUAUAAUUUCAAAAACAACAUUGUGGGAGGGCCAUCCAUUAUUUUUAACCGAUAUCAUAACAAAACAAAACUUUCAUUCGCAAUGGCACAAAACCUUGUAAAAAAAUCUGGGGAGCCGAUGCAAAUGCGUUGUAUCUGCGGGCGCUACCUCAAAAGAUGCCGUGCGGUUAUUAUGUAAGGCGAAAAAAGAUCGAUGAUUUUAAACGGCGGGGCUGUUUCAAUAAGUGGAGCAUUGAAUGGUUGGACUUUGUAGCUCACCGCGACGGACUUAAUAUUGUCCACGCUCACAAUCAGGAGAACAUCGUAUAGGUAGAUACCCGGUUGAUGGAUUUGAUUUGCAAAGUAAAACUGUCUUUGAAUUUCAGGGCUGUUACUGGCACGGUCAUAGGUGCACGUUGAAUACCCAUACAUUUAACGAACGUCGUGGGGUUCCAGUGGAGGUCCCUCUUGAAAGGACAGGUCAAAAAGUACAAUAUUUAGAGGAGCGGGGUUUUAAGGUUGUCCAAAUGUGGGAAUGCGAAUAUCGUGAGCUGCGCAAAGACCGAGGAGUUGCAGGCUUUUCUCGCUACUUACGAACAACAGCUAAGACUGACAUUUCCCGAACUACUUAAUGAAAUUGAAAGCGGUAACAUUUUCGGCGUAGUUGAAUGCGAUAUAAGGGUGCCUGACCACAAGAAAGAAAAAUUUGCAGAAAUGUGUCCCAUUUUUAAAAAUACCGAUAUUCCUUUUGAUGCCAUUGGGGAACAUAUACAGAAUUUCGUUCGCGAGCAUAAGCUAAGCGAAAAGCCACGACGCGGACUAAUUGGUAGCAUGUUUGCCGAAAAGAUCCUGUUAAUAACGCCGCUCUUACAGUGGUAUAUAAAACAAGGUUUAGAAAUAAUAAGUAUUUACGAGGUUACAGAAUUCAUUCCAAAAGCUUGUUUCGACGGUUUUGCCGAUCAAGUUAGCGAUGCCAGACGCGAGGGCGAUCGCGAUCCGUCCACUAAAAUUAUAGCUGAAACGAUGAAACUUUUCGGCAAUUCUGGCUACGGCCGUUCACUGACCAACAAAGAGAAACAUCUUAACGUGAAAUACUAUGACGAAAAUAGCAUCGGAUUAGCCGUUAAUGAUCCGCAUUUCAGAAAAUUAGACAUUAUUGAGGACGACUUUUACGAGGUCUCUAAAACUAAAACAUCAAUCAAAAUGAACCUGCCGAUUCAGAUAGGAUUUUUCGUCUACCAAUAUGCAAAACUUCGAAUGUUGGAAUUUUACUACGAUUUCAUGGACAAAUAUAUUGACCGCUCUGAUUUUGAAUAUUGCGAAAUGGACACAGACUCCGCGUAUGUGGCACUUGCCGGUGAAUGUGUCGAUCACUUGAUCAAACCCGAGCUCCGAGCUGAAUAUGAAAGGGAAAAACAUUAUUGGUUUCCGCGAGAUUACAACGCCGAAGUUCUGGCGUUCGACAAGCGCACACCAGGUCUGUUUAAAACUGAGUUUGAGGGGCAGGGAAUAAUCGGGCUUUGUAGCAAAAUCUACUUUUGCUUCGGUGCAUCAGACGCUAAGUACAGCUGUAAGGGGGUCAAUAAGUAUACAAAUGCGAUCGAUAUUGACACCUAUCUGCGUGUUCUUCGCAGCAAAGCAACAGGCUCCGCGACAAACAGAGGUUUUCGUGUAAGGGGAAAUAGAGUGUUUACGUACACGCAAGUGAAGAAUGCCUUUACAUACUUUUAUGGCAAGCGGAAAGUCUUGUACGACGGCGUAAGCACGACGUAUUUAGACAUCUAAGUAUAAUGAUUAUGUUUUUUAUGACUCUAGUACCUUCCGCUUAAAAUAACUCUGUUACGGAGGCGCGAUAGUUUAUCAAUGGUCUUUAACCAACAAAGAAAAUUAUAUAUAAGGCCUUAAGAAUUAAGGAGCUAAUUUUGGAAUGUACUUGUCACACAGACAUAAUCACAACGUCGCUGAUUUUUACGCUAUUGCUUGCUGAGGAAAUAAAUAAGUGUGUGUGUGUUGCCAACAUUAAAGUAUAAAUAGUGUGAAUCCAAUAGUUC